Messenger RNA from Nycticebus coucang (slow loris), 4044 nucleotides. RefSeq names its product radical S-adenosyl methionine domain containing 2 (gene RSAD2). The transcript has 6 exons. Gene Ontology annotation, biological process: positive regulation of immune response; defense response to virus. Bases 26 to 1114 code for a protein of 362 amino acids. Gene Ontology annotation, cellular component: mitochondrion; lipid droplet; endoplasmic reticulum. The record is from RefSeq and is a predicted model, not a curated record. Gene Ontology annotation, molecular function: 4 iron, 4 sulfur cluster binding; catalytic activity. Lineage: Eukaryota; Metazoa; Chordata; Mammalia; Primates; Lorisidae.
CUGCUGCCGUGCAGCCCCAGGCAACAUGUGGAUGCUGGAGCCCUCGGGGUUUGCUGGGAAGCUGCUGAGCGUGCUCAGGCUGUCCCUGGGCUCCCUGUGGAGGAGCCUGGUCCCUCUGCUCUGCUGUCUCAGGGCAGCAUUCGGGUUUCCAGGCACGGAGAGGAGACAGCAGCGGCAGGUCCGGAGGGAGCCAGAUGAGACCACAGAGGAAGAGGCAGGGGAUGUCCCUGUGCCCGCCAUCCCCACCAGCGUCAACUACCACUUCACUCGCCAGUGCAAUUACAAGUGCGGGUUCUGCUUCCACACGGCCAAAACGUCCUUCGUGCUGCCCCUCGAGGAGGCCAAGAGAGGACUCCUUUUGCUUAAGGAGGCUGGUAUGGAGAAGAUCAACUUUUCAGGUGGAGAGCCGUUCAUUCAUGACCGGGGAGAGUACUUGGGCAAACUGGUGAGAUUCUGCAAGAGGGAGCUCCAGCUGCCCAGCGUGAGCAUCGUGAGCAAUGGAAGCCUGAUCCGGGAGCGGUGGUUCCAGAGCUAUGGUGAAUUCCUGGACAUUCUGGCCAUCUCCUGUGACAGCUUUGAUGAGUCCGUUAAUGUCCUCAUUGGCCGUGGCCAGGGAAAGAAGAACCAUGUGGAGAAUCUGCAGAAACUGAGAGCGUGGUGCAGGGACUACAGAGUCGCCUUCAAGAUCAACUCUGUCAUUAACCGAUUCAAUGUGGACGAGGACAUGAACGAGGAGAUUAAAGCGCUAAACCCCGUCCGCUGGAAAGUGUUCCAGUGCCUCUUAAUUGAGGGAGAGAAUUCGGGGGAAGACGCUUUAAGAGAAGCAGGAAGAUUUGUUAUUAGUGAUGAAGAAUUUGAAGGAUUCCUGGAGCGCCACAAAGAAGUGUCCUGUUUGGUGCCUGAAUCUAACCAGAAGAUGAAAGACUCCUACCUUAUUCUGGAUGAAUAUAUGCGUUUUCUGAACUGCAGAAAUGGACGGAAAGAACCUUCCAAGUCCAUCCUGGAUGUUGGAGUAGAGGAAGCUAUAAAAUUCAGUGGAUUCGAUGAAAAGAUGUUUCUGAAGCGAGGAGGAAAGUAUGUCUGGAGCAAGGCAGAUCUGAAGCUGGAUUGGUAAAGCUACAAGUGGAAGAAGACUUUAACCCACUAGCAGGGAAAAAAAGACUCCCAGUGUGUUCCUGUCAGCGACACGAUUACGCUGGUAUUUCUCAAUGGCUGAAAAUCUGAUUUCCACGGCACGUGACAUCUGAUUAUCUGUGGUCACGGAACACACAAAUAACUUGGAUAAAUGAAAUCCAUAGACAGUGAAAAAACAUGGUGUUUACUUAAUUGAUCUCUUAUCUCAGUGUUACUGAAAAAGGACUUCUUGCUUUAAGUUUGAUUUAGCUAAAAAGCUUAGGUAAGUCAUCUAUACCCAGGAUCCCAAAUCAAGUUUGAAGAUGUGUUUGUAAGAAAUAAGCUCCAAGGAUAUCUUUGAAAGCAAUGUUUAAUUUGGAUUAGAAUUUUUUAAGCAAUGUUUUUCUCUCACUCUUAUAUAUCCGUUUUGAAGCUAUUUUCUUUUUUACCUAGUUUUGUUUAUUUGACCUAGUCAAACAUUUCCUGCUAAAUACCCAGUUUUUACAACUGGGAGUGUUACAAAAUAUCUCCCCGAAUUAUUUCUACAGAUUAUGAUGCUUUUUAUUUUUCUAGCUUCAUACCAUGACAACUUGGACUUUUUACCCGGAAAUAUAGAAAUAGUCAACAGAUGUUUUCAAGAACAGUGUGUGACUAUCUUACCAGUUUUCAGUGACUACCUGGAAGGAGAUAAUAAUUCCCAUAAUGGCAGGGUGGUGCUGCCCUAGCACACAGCGACUAUUUGUUGAAUUUUAAUUAUUUUUGUUGCAAUCCUUUCUCUUCAGUGAUUCUUAGCAAAAUCAAGACACAGUCCACAUUGCACUGGACAGUUGACUAGGGGCCCAGAUUACCUUGAUUUGUUAAUGUAUUAUUCAGGCCAUGUGAGGCUGUCAAGUAAAAAUAUAUGAACUUAAUGGACUAGGAGGUCGUCCCAUACCCCUGGGAAGUGAGGCCCUGGGCUGGCAGGGUGCCCCUGCCGACGUGCUGGAAGACCUGUUCAGGAAAGAACGUGGUGAUGAGUAGAAAGCGUGCCUGAUUUUAGUAAAUGAAAUCAUGGCACAAUAUGCAAGGUCUCAAUGAACUCUGAAUCCAUUGAAGUAAGGCACAAUCUAGGUCAGUAUGAGAAAAUCCAGUGACUGCCUUUUCUAGCUUGAGGAAGGAGAGCACAAGUGUCACUUAAACUAGGUCAAGGAACAAAAUCCUAUCCUUGUGGAAAUGUUGCACGCAGCUUGUUUGCAUAAUCUAGACAUAUCUCAUUGCCUGGAAAAAAAUAAUUUCCUAUUAUUGUUUCAAAAAUGCGACAUCAUGGAAAAUUUUUUUUUUUUUUUUUACCCAAAGAAAAAGUAAUUUCAAUUCAGCCGCAAUUCCAGUGCUGCUCACUAGAUGGCAUUUGCAUGUUGCCUGAGUUCAUUAAGCAUCAUCCAGAAAUUCUGCUCAAUAAUCCAUUUGCAAGUCUUGGUGAUUUUGAAAGGUUUCGUUUUUCUUUCUCAAAAGAUAAAAUUCCUAAUUAAAUCUUUUGGCUACUGUAAUUAAACAUAAAUAUGUUUGUGUACCAUCCGGAAUAGGAUAGGGUGCCCAAUAUUUCCCAUUUUAUGCAUUUAAUUUCUUUUAGAGUAUUUGUUAGAGGAAGAUGAAUCAGAAAGAUUUCUUUUGUUAAUCCCCCCUGGCUCUUGAUAGUACCACUUAGGUACUGAUUACCUUCAUAUAAUGAGCAUAAACAAAAAGAAUUUCUUUUACUUAUUUAACAUGAAUUCACCUUGAUGAUCCUCACGAAAGAAUAAUUUCAGCAAAGAAAGAUCACAUAGGUGAAAACACAAAGACCUUAUUUCAUAGACAGUAGGUGCUCAAUCAAUGUAUUUGAAACCAAAUUUGAACAUGAAGUUCAAAUCUUUUGAGUUGGAGUGAAUUUUUCUUUAGUGAAAGGAAACUGUAUUUCUGUCCCCCAAAGGAAAAUACAAUAUAAAACACAACAAAAUUGCACUGAAGAAAUAAGAUAUUUUAAAUACAUUUUCAUCUAUUUCUAUCCUUCCUUCUUUUACUCAUUGUCAGUAUUAGAGAAAAAGACUUAAUGUUUAAAAUAUUCAAAUGUCCAUUUUUCUUAAAGAGGAGAAACAAGGACUUUUAGAAUUACUAUAAUUACUAUAAAAUUUAAAUUCAGACAGUACAGUGUUUUACUUUUUUAGCUCUAAAUAUGAGUGUUAGUUUUGUAAAUACAUUUUGUUUUAUUGAGAAAACAAAGAAUAAUUUAACUGAGGUAUCUUAUGUGAGUGUUAAGAACAAAUAUUUGUAGGUGCACAUAAUUAUUGCUUAAAUUUAAAUGUAAUAACAUGAAUGGAAUUUUGUUUCAUAGAAGCAUGGAAAGAUCAUAUACAAGUAGUAAUAAUUUGGUUUAGAAAGUACUAAUCAUCUUUUCUAUUUAUUGUUAAACAUUAUAGACGUGAGGUGUUUUCUUUCAAGUUGACGUUUGGCUGAAUCAUCUGAAAUCUGGGCUCAUGUUUUAUCUCUAUCAGGACUUUGGAGCCUAGUUGUUGAGUAAAUAGAAGUCAAAACAACCAGGAAAGUGUUAGUAUGCCUCUUACAAAUAAUUCAUCUUACAAAUUACCCUUUUGCUGAAAGGAGUCAAUUUAAUCAGCUGUUUAGACAGAGACCAGUCAUGUUGUAAAAUUUUAAGGUUUUUUUUUUGGUUUUUGGCCAGGGCUAGGUUUGAACCCGCCACCUCCAGCAUAUGGAAUCAGCGCCCUACUCUUUGAGCCACAGGCACCGCCCAAUUUUAAGAUUUUGUCUGGAGUGUGUAAGUGGUAUUUUAGCUCUUAAAGAAAUAUAUAGAUUUGUUUGCCAUAUAGGAUGCUCUUGAGUAUUGGCCAAAUGUAUUACAACCUGUUUUAAUGUGUACAUUAAAAUAUUUUUUAUAUUGCCUCUUCUUUCAGAGGCUCA